AUGAAGGACCAAAUUGAGAAAAAGUAUUCCAACCACCUCGACCAAAGCCCAUCACGCGUCGGCGAGGUCGAAGAUGACCCAGCAUGUGCCCACGAUGCCGUAUUCGGCGAAAUUUCAGAGGACGGGCCCAACUACCGAAAUGUUGGCUGGCUUGGGACAGUCGCCCUAAUGGUAAAGACACAAAUCGGGCUGGGCGUGCUUUCUAUCCCCUCGGCCUUCCACGUUCUCGGCAUGAUUCCGGGAGUCAUUUGCUUGAUUCUCAUUGCCAUCAUCACCACCUGGUCCAACUACAUUGUCGGAGUCUUCAAGCUUCGCCACCGGGCGGUAUACGGCAUUGAUGACGCUGGUGGGUUGAUGUUCGGUCGCAUUGGCAAAGAGUUCUUCGCCGCGGCGUUCUGUCUCUACUGGAUUUUCGUUGCCGGUUCAGGCAUGCUGGGUAUCUCCAUCGGGCUCAAUGCCGUAUCCAGCCACGCGACUUGUACGGCUGUAUUUGUUGCUGUUGCUGCAAUAAUUGGAUUCAGCUUGGCUAGCAUCCAGACACUUGCCAAACUCACCUGGCUGGCGUGGGUUGGCGCCACAUGUAUUAUCAUCUCCGUCCUCUCGGUGACCGUAGCCGUAGGCGUCCAGGACCGUCCGGCUGCUGCUCCGCAAGAGGGCGUCUUCGUCUCCGACUACAAACUCGUCCAGAAUCCUAGCUUUACCUCGGCCGCCUCCGCCCUGUCCUCACUGAUCUUCGCUUAUGCCGGCACGCCUGCGUUCUUCUCCAUUGUGGCCGAGAUGCGCGAGCCCCGCCACUACACCCGAGCCCUCAUCAUCUGCCAGUCCCUGAUGACGGCCAUCUACAUCUCCAUCGGCAUCGUCGUCUACUACUUCUGUGGUUCCUACGUUUCUUCGCCUGCUCUCGGGUCCGCUGGCCCGCUGAUGAAGAAGGUCGCGUACGGCUUUGCCCUGCCCGCCUUGAUUGUCACAACGUGUCUUGUCACCCAUCUGCCUGCCAAAUACCUCUUCAUCCGCAUCCUCCGUGGCUCCAAACACCUGACCAAGAAUACGGCCAAGCACUGGAUCACCUGGCUCGGCUGCACGGGCGGCAUCACGCUGGCGGCCUACAUCAUCGCGAGUGCCAUCCCGGGCUUUGGUGGUCUCAUCUCCCUCAUCGGCGCCCUACUGGGCACUCUCAUGUGCUUCCAACCCAUGGGAUGCAUGUGGCUGUACGAUAACUGGCACAGGGGCAAGAACGGGGACCGGUCGGUUACAUGGAUGCUCAUGGUACUCUGGAGUGUCUUCGUCAUCGUCAUCGGUACCUUUUUGAUGAUUGCUGGUACCUAUGGAUCCAUCGUCGGCAUCAUUGACUCGUAUCGGCAGUCAGGUGGCUCGGCGGCGUGGUCCUGCGCCGACAACUCCGUCACCCCCUCUUCUGGCGGCCAUUAG
This is a messenger RNA of Diaporthe batatas, 1428 nucleotides long. RefSeq lists its product as uncharacterized. Gene Ontology annotation, cellular component: vacuolar membrane. Gene Ontology annotation, biological process: amino acid transmembrane transport. The coding region runs from base 1 to 1428 and encodes 475 amino acids. NCBI's taxonomy places the organism in Eukaryota, Fungi, Ascomycota, Sordariomycetes, Diaporthales, Diaporthaceae. The transcript is spliced from 5 exons. Gene Ontology annotation, molecular function: amino acid transmembrane transporter activity. The record is from RefSeq and is a predicted model, not a curated record.